AUGGGGUGGAAGCCGACCAAGGUGACGGCAGUCGACGAUGCCAUCGCCAGGCACAACGCGGCCACAUGUAUUCAGCAGUGGUACCGCUGCCGCCGCAGCGUUCCGUUUCACAGGCUCACGCUCACUUUGCUCGGCCUCAUCAAACAGCUCGAUCGCGACCUGGUGUUGUUUUGGAAGCUCCUGCACGAAGGGUUGACUGUGUUCAAGUACAAUUACACGGGCAAGGUGAAGUCGAGGCGCAUCCUGUGCUUCAGCCCAGUCGUGGGCAAGCCGAUGACGAGCAGCGUGCGCUACCUCUUCCGCGCGUCCACGCGGCUCCUCCCGACAGAAAAGGGCUUGUACUUGGCCGACAUUGCCGAGGUGCGACCGGGGCUAGCCACGUACUCCUUCAGUCAAUCGCCAUUGCUUCCGAUCGCCGACAAGUGCUUUUCCAUCAUCGGGUCGGAGCGCACGCUGAGUUUAGAAAUGCCAUCCCGCAAUGCUCGAGAUCAAGCCGUGAGUCGAUUUCGCGUUCUCGUGGAUGUGCUCCAAGGGCCGGAAUGUAUCCUGGCAUCGCGCGAAUGGAUGACGCCGACCGUCGCAGGGAAGCCCCUGCCGCCGUCCAAAAUUGAAAACGUCUACGCGAGCUUGCUCGCCGGAGUGCACGUCCUCCGGCACUCCAACAAGGUCCGUGCGGUGGACCACAUCCUUUGGGUGGACCUGACGACGCAAACGCUCCAUUGCGGGACCACCAAACAACCGCCGUUGGCCAGAGGCGUAGCCCUCACCGACAUCACGGAGAUUCGUAAAGGCGUCAAUAGCCACGGGUUUUCUAUCGCCGCCGAGCCGCCCAUCGCCGAGUGCUUUUCAGUCAUCGGAAGCGAACGGACGCUAGACUGCCAAGUCCAUAGUGUAUCCGUGCGAGAUACCAUUUGCUUGGCGCUGCAAUAUAUGCUCAUCGACUGCGCCACCGCGACUCCCCACGUCCAGCUCCAACGACAAGCACAGUAUGCCCGGCAGCCGCCGACUGCGCUCGGCUACAGCCUUGCGCUGCAGCUGUGA
This is a messenger RNA of Aphanomyces invadans, 1041 nucleotides long. RefSeq lists its product as hypothetical. The coding region runs from base 1 to 1041 and encodes 346 amino acids. Lineage: Eukaryota; Oomycota; Saprolegniomycetes; Saprolegniales; Verrucalvaceae. The record is from RefSeq and is a predicted model, not a curated record. The transcript is spliced from 9 exons.